AUGAGUUCACCAAAAAAGUAAUAAAGUUAAAGAGAGGAUCCAAUCUCUUGUAUAAUUGAACCUUCAAGAAAAUAUGGAGGUCUUUAUUUAGGCAACAUGGAAGCUGCAAGUAUUUGAUAAAUAAAUUUAGGUGAUCCAUAUACUUUAUCAUAAUAUUAAAUCAAAGCUAUAUUAACUGUUUGUCCUUAGAGUAUUCCUUCAUCAACAAAAAUAAAGUUAAAUUUUUAUCAUCAAUGCAUGGCUGAUGAUGAAGAUAACUAUUAAAUAAGCAAACACUUUGAUGAAUCAUAUAGAUUUAUUGAAGCAUCUCGUAUGUCUACAAAUGUAUUGGUACAUUGUUAAAUGGGAAUCUCAAGAAGUGCAGUUAUUGUUUUAGCUUAUCUAAUAAAAAAAGAUCUGAUUGGUGCUAGAGAAGCACUUGAAUAUGUUGAAAAGAGAAGACCAAUAAUAUUUCCAAAUAAUGGUUUUUUGAGACAGUUAGGGACAUUUGAACGAUAAGUGUUCAAUGAUUUAAUAAAUGACUCAAAUUAUAAUAGAAGAAUAGCAAGUCCAAAAUAAGUUGAGAGAGAUUAUAAACAAAGAUAAUUUGAUGAUGAAUUCGAAAUAAAGAUGUAAAGAUUAAAAGAAUCAAAUAAACAGUAAAUACAUUAGUAGUAUGAUAUACAGAAAUAGAAUAUCUAUAGAAAAUAAGAGAAUACUUUAUUUUCUAACUUAUACUACAAACACUAUUGA
Messenger RNA from Paramecium sonneborni, 732 nucleotides. Lineage: Eukaryota; Ciliophora; Oligohymenophorea; Peniculida; Parameciidae. The record is from the annotation of a GenBank genome assembly.